UAUAAAAGCGCACUGAGCUGAGCAAAAUCCUUAAAGUAUCAAAUUUAAAAUCAAAAUGUAUAGAUGUUCUUUUAUGAUAACUGUGCUAGUUCUAAUACUAGGAAAUCUAGUGUAUGCAUCAGAUAAUAAUAAAGUACAAUUUAUUUUAGACUUCCUGAAGGCACAAUCUCAGCCAACACAUCCCAUUAUAUGGCAUGAUUGCUUUACCAUAGAAGAGAAAUUUGAACUUGUCAAAAGCAGUUUUAAUCCGACAACUAUCAACCGACAGGAUUCAUUAAAUAGAAGAGACUUUGGGGUAAAUCCUCAAUAUUACCUUUUCAUUUUGAAUCUCGCAUGUACACAAUCACCGGAAGGGAUCAUACAAAAGAUAGACUCGACAUUAUUUCAACAUCCAUAUCGAUGGAUAAUUUUCACAGAAGAUGCUACAAUUUUAAGCAGCAUAAAAGCUUUUGUUGAUAGCAAUAUAUUGAUUCCGCAAAUGAUCAACAAUAAUGGUGAAUGUAAUCUAAAACAAUUUUAUAAAAUUGAAAAUGAGAUUUAUUAUGAGCAUUAUGGCAAUUGGAGUAUAAAAUCAGGUAUUGUCGAUGAGCGAAAGACUCACGUAAUAUCAAGGAGGAGGGCGAACCUUUAUGGGAAAUUGAUUACAGCGAGCUAUGUUCAUUUGAACAAGAGCAGCAGGCACCACUUGACGGAUUAUGUUGAUAAGCAUGUUGAUAGUAUUAUGAAAGUGAAUUAUUUGAUUGUUAAUACCAUACUGGAUACCAUGAAUGUAUCUAAACAGGAGAUGUUUCAAAUGACAUGGGGUUAUUACAAUGUUAGAACGAAGAAAUGGAGUGGAAUGGUCGGAGAUAUGGUGCAUAAUGGUGCUGAUAUUGGGGGGACGCCUUUAUUCAUCCAGCCCGACCGUUUACCAUACAUCCAUUACACAUCCUUCUAUACACCAACGAGUGGGGGUUUUGUCUUUCGUGCACCACAGUUAUCAGCAGUCCAAAACAUCUACACACUCCCAUUUAAGCCGUUAGUCUGGCUUAGUUGCCUCAUCUGUGUGCUGUUGAGUACAAUUUUACUCCAUUUAACAUCACAAAGUGAGAAAGAGAAGUCAGCCAAUACAUCACAUCACAAAAGAAUUACGGACUCUGCAUUAUCUUCAGUUGCCGUUGUGUGUCAAAUGGAUGCUUCAUUUCGUUCAACUGUCACUUCAAGUCGUAUCAUUAUGUUCUUCAUCUUCCUGACAUUCUCAUUUCUGUAUGCUGCUUAUACUGCAAAUAUUGUAUCAUUGCUGCAAAGUCCAUCGAAAAGUAUAAACACAAUGGAGGAUUUAUAUAAUUCGAAGUUGGAAUUAGGCGUGCAUGAAGUGCCUUAUAUGCGGCAUUAUUUACCAAAUAUAGAUGUUCCAUUUUACAAAACGAUAUAUGAGGAAAAGCUGUUGAAGCCUUUUGAAGGUCGAUCUGAUCAUUUUAUGUCAGCUGAUGAAGGAGUUUCACGCGUCCGAAGCGGCUUGUUUGCAUUCAUCAUGGAAGCUAGUCCGAUGUAUAAAUUAAUUGAGGAUACAUAUUAUGAGCAUGAAAAAUGCGGAUUGGUUAGUAUUGAGUAUUUAAAGUUUACUCACCCAUAUUUGGCCAUUGCCAAGGACUCACCGUAUAAAGAGAUUUUGAGAGUCAAAAUUGUCAAGACAUUGGAAGUAGGCAUCAAUAAAAGAAUCCUAUCAAGAUUCUAUACAAAAAAGCCUGUUUGUGUAAAUCGUCUUAACUUUCAAUCAAUAGGCAUUGACGAUGCUUUACCAGCAAUGAUGCUUUUACCCUACGGAAUGGCAUUCGCCCUUAUCAUUCUAGCACUUGAGAAGAUGUUCGCUUUAAAAAGAUUUAAAAACAAAAUAUGCUUAAAGUUUUAAAGAUGUUGUUAAAGAUAUGAAGCCCGAGUGGCACAGAUAAUAAAAAAAGAUAGGAAGACUGUCUCAGCUUCUGUUGUUCGGAACGUGAAAUCCCCAAACGCGUGUGUUUUAAAAUUAGCUUUGAAUAAUUGAAGAACAAAAAGCACGUAAAUGUUUUAUUAGAUUAGGUACUUGGAAGAGAGAAGGACUUCAUGCGCAUCCAAUUAAAUGACCGCACAAAUUAAAAAUCGUUUUUAAAGCACUGCAUAGCAAUCGACAAGGAAACUUAAUGAGAAAUGUCAAUAUUUGAAGAAUAAACCGUGAAAUGUUUACAUUGUGUGCAACAGCUUGUUAAUAGGAAUGAAUAUUUCAGUUUAAAGUGAAUAUUGCUGUAAUUAACUUGCAAUUUAUCUCAGAUUUAAUAAAAUAAUGUUCUCU
Chironomus riparius is the source of this 2308-nucleotide messenger RNA. NCBI's taxonomy places the organism in Eukaryota, Metazoa, Arthropoda, Insecta, Diptera, Chironomidae. The record is from the annotation of a GenBank genome assembly.